AUGUCUGUUUCUAUUAAUAAUAAUAAACAUAUAUGUUUGCUACCACAUCUUUUACUAUCAAAGAUUGUUUAUUUCAUUGAUGACAAUAUCGAUAGAAUAUGCUUUAGUUUUGCCUGUAGAAGGUGGUACUUUGAAAGAGAUAAAUAUUUAAUAUUUAAUAGCAAUGCAAUCAGUAUCAUCGAUGAGAAAAAGAUAAAUCAUUUCUAUUUGAACUCUUUUAAAUCGAUAUUCAUUAAAUCUAUCAAUCAAAAGAGUAGAUGUACACUUCUAAUUCAAAACGACCACCACAAUUGUUACAACGAUGAAGAAUAUGAUUUUCAUAUACAAAAUCCAAGUAAACUUGAAACUAUUGAUAAUGGAAUGAAAUCGAAUAUCUAUAAAAUAAAAACAAACAUAAAGUUUAAUUCUAAUGACAGAGGCAAAGCACUAAAGACUCUUGGAAAUUGGGUACAAUCACAACCGAAUGUUGUCAAACUCAAGAAUUUCUAUCUAUCGAAAUUGGGUGUUAACAGUAGCAGUAGGAAUAACUUACUGAUGAAUAUAACAUCGUUGUCUUUGCCAUCGAAAUUCGAUGAAGCACUGUCAGCUGGCUAUUUUCCACCGAAUCUCAGGUCACUAAAGUUUGGUGAUAAAUUCGAUCGUCCUAUCAAAGCCGGUGUUCUUCCAAGCGGAUUGGAGAAAUUGAUUUUUGGUGUGAGCUUUGACCAAGCUUUGCAACCUGGUGUACUGCCAGCCACUCUCAAAUCUCUGACACUUAGAAAUGCCUUCUAUAAACCUAGUUUGCAAGUUGGAUCACUUCCAGCCAGCCUUGAAACACUGCUUUACUCUGGCCACUAUACAGAGAUCGAAGAUGUCGGUGUACUCCCCACGUCGCUUCUCACCCUGAAAGGUGCACCUCCAACAUGGAUUAAAGCGAUUAGAUCACUUUCGAAUCUCAGAUACUUGAGCAUUGAUAAUAGUGAAGAGGAACAAUUCACUAUCGAUCUUAGCGACUUGCCGGAUUCUCUCCAAACAUUGGUCGCUCCACACACAUUGAAAUCAAAGUUACCUACAUCGAUCAAAUCUCUGGAUAUCGCUGAUGCAACCUAUCAAAUGGAUGAGAUUUUCUCGUCGGCCGCCGAUCAUCAAUCACAAUAUCGUUUGGAUUAUCUGAAGAUAUGUGACAAUGGAUCGAACAAAGAAUCAUUGGAGAAUCUCGAUAUCAAGGAGUUACAUGUUUGUCAGAACGAAUUUACACCGUUGGAACAACCUAUCAAAAUUCCGUUUGGUGUUGCGACACUUUCACUUGAACUGUUUGGGGAGAGUAAAAUUGCGAUUCCUUUGUCGGUGACCAAGCUAAACGUAUUACAGAGUGAUGGCAGAUUGGAUGAUAUAGAGACAUUGAUGAAAUUCAACGACAACAACAACUCCAUCAAAGAAAUGUCUAUUGAGACAGCAACUGAUUUAUCACGUCUCGACAGUGAAAUCAUUCCGGAAUCAGUUGAAACCCUAAAACUUAUAACAACAGUGUGCAUUCCACAACCUAGAGUUCCCAACAACCUUAUACUGCAUGUCAAUGAAUAUGAAACAAUUUAUAUAAGAAAGCUGGACAAUGACCACUACAUCUUCUUUAGUCAAUCGCCACCAGACUUUCUAUCUGCAAUCGUUCAUCACUCACAACUUAAAGCUAUCUUAGAAUUAUUUUGUAACUAG
Heterostelium album PN500 is the source of this 1692-nucleotide messenger RNA. RefSeq lists its product as uncharacterized. The transcript has 2 exons. The record is from RefSeq and is a predicted model, not a curated record. NCBI's taxonomy places the organism in Eukaryota, Evosea, Eumycetozoa, Acytosteliales, Acytosteliaceae. Bases 1 to 1692 code for a protein of 563 amino acids.